Oncorhynchus gorbuscha (pink salmon) is the source of this 3041-nucleotide messenger RNA. Its product is annotated as kinetochore protein NDC80 homolog. Gene Ontology annotation, biological process: attachment of mitotic spindle microtubules to kinetochore. The record is from RefSeq and is a predicted model, not a curated record. Lineage: Eukaryota; Metazoa; Chordata; Actinopteri; Salmoniformes; Salmonidae. The coding region runs from base 122 to 2044 and encodes 640 amino acids. Gene Ontology annotation, cellular component: Ndc80 complex. The transcript is spliced from 17 exons.
GUCGAAACUCAUGUCGUCACUAGCGUCCGUUGUGUUUAAAGUUUUUGGCGGAUUUUUUGACUCGUUAGCUACCUACGUAAAAGUAACAUUUUCUGAACGGAUUAUUUAACAUUUAUAUAAAAUGGAAAGAUCCAGGAUGAACCGAGCAUCCAGCAGUAGGCUCUCUGAGCUCCCUCAAAGAGUUGAAAGCAACAGAAUGAGCAUGGUUUAUGCAACACCGCAGAGCAAACAAUCCUUCGGAAAGUUGAACAUUCCUAAACCCCAGUCUGUCACAUCCGAGAGAAGAACCAGCUUUUUUGGUAGUCGGACCAGUGGGGCUGGCAUGGCUCGCAACAGCGCCUUUGGAGCCUUUGGAGGUGCAGAGAAGAUGAAGGAUCCCCGGCCCUUACACGAUAAGGCCUAUGUUCAGCAGUGCAUCAGACAGUUGUGUGAGUUUCUGUCAGAGAAGGGCUUUCCGGGUUCAAUGUCAGUCAAGUCUCUCCAGUCGCCCUCCACCAAGGAGUUCCUAAAGAUCUUUGAGUUCAUCUACUGCCUCCUGGACCCCACCUUCCAGAUGCCCACCUCCAAAGUGGAGGAAGAGGUCCCCAGGAUUCUCAAAGACUUGGGGUAUCCAUUUGUUCUCUCCAAAAGUUCCAUGUACUCUGUGGGGGCGCCACAUACAUGGCCACAGGUCUUGGGGGCUGUUGUCUGGCUCAUCGAUACUGUGAAGGUCUUUUGCUGUAUGAGUGAUCAGGACCUGCUCUUUGCUGAUUUCUCUGACGGAAGCACUGAGAUUGAGGACGGGGUUGAGUUCAACAAGCUCUUUCUGGACUACACCGCUGAAACCUACAACAAGUUCAUGCAAGGAGCGGAUACGUUUGAUGAAGAGGAUGCAGAUUAUCUUGCUAAACUAAAGAGACUUUACAACGUUGACGAAGGGCUUCUCGCAUCCAUGGAGGAGAAGUACAGGAUUCUGAGUGAUGAGGUUGAACGGCUGGAGAAAGAAAGUCAAACGGAUCGAUUGAUGGUCAAAAGAACGGAGAAAGUCAAACUUCAGACAGACCUGCAGAAGCUGCAGAGUUAUCGCAGUAACCUGGAGUCUUUCAAAGCCAACCUGGAGAACAAAGCCUCUGGAUUGGCCGAGGAGCUGGAAGCAUCUGGACUGCAAGUGGAGACCCUAAAACAGGAGGAGUCCCGGCUCCAACACAUCUUGUCCACCCAGAAGUUCACUCCCGCAGACAUUGAGAGGAUCAACUGGGAGAAGAGGGAGCUGCAGCAGACCAUCAACAGCCUGAGCAAGAGCCUGGAGCAGGCCGAGCAGCACAUGUGGAACGAGGAGAUCGCUCUGGCCAAGGCCAAGGAGACGGCCGAAGUGAAGCUGGCCGAGUACCACAAGCUCGCCCGCAAACUGAAGCUCAUCCCUGUGUCUGCCGAGAACGCAUGCGGCCACGACUUUGAGAUCAGGACCUCCACAGAAUACGGACCGUCCACCAUGGUUCAAUGCAGAACACAGAUUCAACAACUACUGAGGAAACUGAUCACUGACGUGGACGAGGAGUGUAGUCGACUGACAGACAUGAAACUAAGCCUGGAGGAGUCCAUAGAACAGGUGAAUUCCAAUAUUUCAGAUAAAGCGAAUGACUUGAAACAACUGAGAGAGCAAAUCCGUAGGCUCGACGAGCAGCUCGAACAAGACAUGCAGGACAUGGCCCAUGAGGAGCAGAAGUGGUCUGCUGAGAUGGAAUCUGUGGAGACCCACCGCAAGCUGCUGGAGAAGAAGGUGACCCUGGGCUAUGAUGAGUCGGUGGAGCAGCUGAAAGCUGCACAGCAACAGUACCAUCUUGUCCUGCAAGAAACCAAUGAGGAGCGGCGGACUGUGGUUAACAACCUUGCCAGUGUGUUAACCACGGCUGCCAACCACCUGUCCAUUGUAGAGAAAUUCUUAGAGGAUCAACACAAGCGAGUAGACAGGGUGUACGCGGAAGCUUUCCGGGAGGACGAGGUGGACAUUCAGAAGAUGAAGGACAUUAUGGAGAGCUUCAUCGCUAAAGUAAAUAGCAUGUAGUUCCAUGCUUUACUAUAAAAGCUGACAUGAGCUCUAACUCUUUACUUGGUUAUUCCAUUGGAACCAUCCCAGCAGGCAAAACUUGGUUUAGUGACGUUGUGACAACAGAAACUAGUUGAAAUGACAUCAUUGACAACCAGUUUUGCCUGUUGGGAUGAGUGCAGCUUUUCUUCUCUUCUAAGUGACGUCUUUACUGACCACGGUGAGCAGAACAUCAGUUCCAAAGGGCCGCACCAUCUUCUGCAGUUUCCCUGGUCACUGCUCUAAAGCAUUGGGAACUUGUGAGACCAGAUGGGAAGACUGUAUUGGGUGCUGGUAGAAUAUAUGUUUCAAUAGGAGUUUUACUUUGUUCAAGUACCCCUGGGUUAGAUCAUGGGUGUACAGUUAAACCUUUUUUUGUAAAGUAUUUUAUUGUUGUCUUGUGUUUCUCAUCUGUCUAGCCACUAGAGGGCAGUGUAAGGCUACAUUUACAUUACAGCAGUUUCUGGUCGGCUGGAAUACUUUUUUACAUUUAACCUUAAUUUAACUUGGAAAGUCAAUUAAGAACACAUUUUUAUUUUCUAAUGACAGCCUACCGGAGAACAGUGGCUGAACUUACUUUUUCAGGGCAGAACGACAGAUUUGUACCUUGUCAGCUUGUGGAUUCGUUCCAGCAACCUUUUGUUUACUGGCCCAACUCUCUAACCACUAAGCUACCUGCCGCCAAAUAUACACUACCGUUCAAAAGUUUGGGGUCACUUAGAAAUGUAUUUGUUUUUGAAAGAAAAGCAACAAAAAAAUGUCAAUUUAAAAUAAUCUAAAAUGUAUCAGAAAUCCAGUGUAAACAUUGUUAAUGUUGUAAAUUACUUUUGUCGCUGGAAACAGUUGGUAUUUUAUGGAAUAUCUAUAUAUCUAUCUACAAGAGGCCCAUUAUCAGCAACCAUCACUUCCAGUCUCGGUGAAGAGGUGACUCUGGGAUGCUGUCCUUCUCGGCAGAGUUCCUCUGUCCAGUGUCUGG